This is a messenger RNA of Racocetra fulgida, 658 nucleotides long. NCBI's taxonomy places the organism in Eukaryota, Fungi, Glomeromycota, Glomeromycetes, Diversisporales, Gigasporaceae. The record is from the annotation of a GenBank genome assembly.
AUGUUGACAUUAAUUGGUCCUGAAGGUGAUAUAGUAUUUAAUUAUCAAAAGGUUCACCCAGUUCCACUUGUAGAAUCUUACUAUAUUGAAGGUGGACAAAAUGAUCCACCUAUUAAAAACAUCACGUUCCCAAAAACCAAAUAUGAUCGUGAUACCACGAGCAUGAUCGUGAGUGGGGCUAUAUGCCUCGAUAUGGACUUUCCGGAAUUGCUUGGAAAAGCUGCAGAAGCAUAUCUGGUGCUUUCACCAGCGCAAACAUGGUCUGCGCAUAUUGGUCUCCAACAUCUGAGAAUGGCAUCUGUUCGGGCAAUAGAAAACGGUUACUGGAUUUUAAGAUGUGAUGGGAGCGGUGCUUCGGGGCUCGUUGACCCUUUGGGCCGCGUUCGACAUCUAGAAAUAUCAACAAAUACGAAGAAUACACAAUUAUUUAGCUGGGAUAUUCCAGUUGAAGAUCCAAAAAUUGAAACAGUCUAUGCAAAAUGGGGUGAAUAUUCCGUGUGGGGAACAUUAGCAUUACUUUCGGUUUUGAAGUUAGGUUGGAUAGCUUCAUGGACUGCGUUUCCCGAUAAUAUGGAAAAUAUGUGGGAUGGUGGUAUUAAAAGAAUUAAAGAUGGACAACGCUGGAUCGAACAAAAAUAUAAUGAAGUAUUUGAUGAUA